Molecule: messenger RNA, 1143 nt
Organism: Closterium sp. Naga37s-1
Lineage: Eukaryota; Viridiplantae; Streptophyta; Zygnematophyceae; Desmidiales; Closteriaceae
Source: the annotation of a GenBank genome assembly
AUGUGCGCCCAUAUCUCGGGCAAUCUGUUAUCUGCCCUUCAGACUGCGGGCCUCACUCUUCCCCCGCAGAAGCUCACACGUACAGGUGCCGUACCCACCAGUGCAGACGUGUCAGAGAUGAGCGGUGUUGUCCGGGAGACGAGCUCCGAAGUGCAGACCCUGAAGAAGGAAGUCGCUGCUCUCCGCGCAGAGCAGGGCGAGCUGCAGUCGGAGUUCAGCAGCGUGAGCAAGCAGCUGUUUGAGCGCGUGGCGGCACUGAGAAGGCAAGGGAGACAGCCAACACCGUCGGCGGGUUGGACCUCGCGGAUUGGGCCCAACGAGGAGGCAGCGCCGCCGCAACAGCACCAGCAUGAACCCCACUACGCACCUGCAUCGACGUCACCCGCCACCGCUACUGCACAGCCGCAUCAGCCUAGCGUGCCACCGGGGCGGGACGCGGCGUACUAUCAGCCGGGCACAUCCCGACCUGCCCCGCCGCUACGACCGGUCGCGCCACUCCAAGCUGUGCCUCGCCCGUCCGCUCCCAUAUACCAAGGAUACGCUCCUAUGCCCCCUUAUGCUCCGCCGCCCGGUAUGCCGUUUUACUGGCAAGCCGGUCCACCGCAGCACGCACCCCCCCCGCAGCAGUCGUACCCACCGCCAGCCAUCCCGAGUAUGAGUGGCGCGGGUGAAGGCGGCGGGGAAUGGAUGCGCGACGCCGGAGGCGAGGCUGGUGCAGCUGGAGGUACUAACGAUGCCUUCACCGAUAACCCCAUUCGCAUGGGGCCUUUCUCGAGCGAGGAAGAGGCAGCUAAGGGAUACAAGGCUGCCGCUGUGGUGGUUCGGCCGCAGGGUUAUCGCAUCCAGCGCAGUAUUGAACUGACCGCGUCGGAGCAGCAGCUGCUGACCGGGUGCACCAGGCAGCAUGUAGCAAGCCUAGCCGACCGUGGCCUCUGGAAUAGGUGGCGCCGUUGGCGGCAGCUCAUGCCGGAGCUGGCAUCGGCACCACUUCUACAUGUUCCUCACGCAUCCACCAACAUGCUGCCUCCGCGGCCGCGAGCAGUGCCGAGCAGCAGCCAGGCAACACAACCUCCGGGCAUGGGCCACUCUCGAACCCCAUGUGAUCAGCAGCAAUAUUUAGAUCAGCAACAGCACUACAACUGA